UCUGCGCGCGGCGCGAUGACGCAAUCAGAGCGCGCGGCGCGGGGAGAGGGAAGGGCGGGGGGAGGCGAGGUGUGCGGGCCGGGACCUCUCCCCGCGGCGGUGCCGCGCGCCAUGGCCCCCCCCAAGGACAUCAUGACCAACUCCCACGCCAAGUCCAUCCUCAACGCCAUGAACGCCCUGCGUAAGAGCAACACGCUCUGCGACGUCACCCUCCGCGUGGAGCACAAGGACUUCCCGGCCCACCGCAUCGUCCUGGCCGCCUGCAGCGACUACUUCUGCGCCAUGUUCACCAGCGAGCUCUCAGAGAAGGAUAAACCCUGUGUGGAUAUUCAGGGCCUGACAGCCUCCACCAUGGAAAUCCUGCUGGACUUUGUAUAUACAGAAACUGUGCAUGUGACAGUAGAAAAUGUCCAAGAAUUGCUUCCAGCAGCAUGUCUGCUUCAGCUGAAAGGUGUGAAACAAGCUUGCUGUGAGUUUCUAGAAAGCCAGCUGGAUCCAUCAAAUUGUUUGGGCAUUCGGGAUUUUGCUGAGACACACAAUUGUGUGGAUCUAAUGCAAGCUGCAGAGGUCUUCAGCCAGAAACAUUUUCCAGAGGUGGUUCAGCAUGAAGAGUUUAUCCUCUUAAAUCAAGAAGAGGUUGAAAAGCUCAUCAAGUGUGAUGAAAUUCAGGAUCACAGCUCCUGCUCCAGAGAACUGGGGGAGCUGUCCUGGGAGUUCCCACUGGUCAGUGGAUGGAGCUCUCAGCUCCAGGCUCUGCUCCUCACCGUACUGCUCACUGCUCUGGGACUUGGACUGCCCGUGGCUGAUCUCAGCUGCAGGGGAAAAGGCAAACGCAGGUUUAAGGAAAAGAAAGUGGACUCGGAGGAGCCGGUGUUCGAGGCGGUGAUAAACUGGGUGAAGCACUCGAAGAAGGAGCGUGAGGCGUCGCUGCCGGAGCUGCUGCAGUACGUGCGCAUGCCGCUGCUCACGCCGCGCUACAUCACCGACGUCAUCGACACCGAGCCUUUCAUCCGCUGCAGCCUGCAGUGCAGAGACCUCGUGGACGAAGCCAAGAAAUUCCACCUUCGGCCCGAGCUCCGGAGCCAGAUGCAAGGACCCAGGACACGAGCACGUCUGGGAGCUAACGAAGUGCUGCUCGUGAUCGGCGGCUUCGGCAGCCAGCAGUCCCCCAUUGAUGUGGUGGAGAAAUACGACCCCAAGACCCAGGAGUGGAGUUUCCUGCCGAGCAUCACCCGCAAGCGGCGCUACGUGGCCACGGUGUCCCUGCACGACCGCAUCUACGUCAUCGGCGGCUACGACGGCCGCUCCCGCCUCAGCUCCGUGGAGUGCCUGGAUUACACGUCGGAUGAGGAUGGCAUCUGGUACUCCGUGGCUCCCAUGAACGUGCGGCGAGGGCUGGCGGGAGCCACAACCCUUGGAGACAUGAUCUACGUUUCGGGUGGCUUCGACGGGAGCCGCCGCCACACCAGCAUGGAGCGCUACGACCCCAACAUCGACCAGUGGAGCAUGCUGGGAGACAUGCAGACAGCACGGGAGGGAGCGGGGCUCGUGGUGGCCAAUGGAGUCAUCUACUGCCUGGGAGGCUACGAUGGGCUGAACAUCCUGAAUUCUGUCGAGAGGUAUGACCCCCACACUGGACACUGGACAAAUGUCACCCCAAUGGCCACUAAGCGCUCAGGGGCUGGCGUGGCUCUGCUCAAUGACCACAUCUACGUGGUGGGCGGGUUCGAUGGCACAGCACACCUCUCCUCGGUGGAGGCCUACAACAUCCGCACCGACUCCUGGACCACGGUGACCAGCAUGACCACGCCGCGCUGCUACGUGGGGGCCACCGUGCUGCGGGGCCGGCUCUACGCCAUCGCCGGAUACGAUGGCAACUCCCUGCUGAGCAGCAUCGAGUGCUACGACCCCAUCAUUGACAGCUGGGAAGUGGUCACCUCCCUGGGGAUGCAGCGCUGCGACGCGGGGGUCUGCGUCCUUCGGGAGAAGUGAUCAGGAGGGAGCUCGCAAAGAAAAACAUUCUAAAAUGUCUCGGCUGGAGGAAGAGUCCCAAAAUGAUUUGCAGUGACUGUUCUUGAGAGUUGUGGAUGCUAUGGGAAUAGGCACCAGAACAGCAGCUUUCUGUGCUGCUUGUGACUAGAGCAUGUGCAUAACUGUGUGAUCUCAGCAGUCAUUUGAAAUCAGGGGCUCUGUGGGAAGCUGGAGGAAGGGGAUGAAUGGGUCAGGAGAAGCUGCACUCUCUGCUGUUCCUGUGGCUCAGUCUGUGGGCAGAGCAGAGUUGCCCCAGCCUGGUCUCAGCCAGCCUGGUGACCCCUCCCAAGGACAUGUACAUAGCCCUGGGUCACCUGUUCAGCCGCCGCAGGACCCCGCGGGUCCUCGGGUCGCUCUCAGCCGUGUGGGUGUGUGAGGGUGAGUCCAGCUGCUCUUAUGUUCCAGCUUCAAAUCAUCGUGUACAUCCUGAAUGUUCCGACGCGCUCCCUGAGCACACGUGGCUGCAGAGCCAGGCUGGGUGACGUGAGUGAGGGCCCUGCACUGUCACUGUGUCUGCAGGGUCCUUGCAGCGCUGCACGCAAAGGAGUCGAAGGUUAAAGCUGUCAGCUACUGUGACCAGAGCCUGAGGCCACAGGGACAGAGGCAGGGGAGGAGCUCAUUGCCUGCCACAGAAGCAUCUGCCGUGUUUGUGCUCUCAAUCAGGUGCUCAGCAAGGUUCAUCACAUCGUGUUUCCUCAAAAAGCUUGACAGCUCCAGCUGCAAAUGAUGUGUGGCACCGGGAGCUUGGCCGUGCCUGUGCCCCACCCUGUGAAGAGGCCACCUGAGCUGAGGCCAGGAGAGCAGGGACACAGUGGCUGCUGCCCACCAAGGUCCUGCUGGGUGAGUCACUGGGGUUUGUCCCCAGACAGGCCUGAGUCCAGCACACCCAAGGCAGCCUUUCACUCAAGUUCAUUGUGUUGGUUUUCCUUUUAUCUAGGAUUUUUCUGCUUCCAGGGCUGUUCUGGAGUGACAUCCAGGAUUCUGUUUUGCCCUUUGUUCUCAGCUGUUUAUUCCCCUGUCUCAUAACUCCACAUCCUGUGACACUUGCUAUCCCUGGCCUGCCCCAUGAGCCCAGGUGAGGCUCCACCAGUGGCUCACAGCAGCUUGUGGAGCACUCCCUGCUCAGCAUGUCCUGCCUCACUGCGUUCCUGGGAGCACGGGCUCCCCUCUGCCAUCAGCUUGGCCCCACAGUGCCUGGGCUCCAUGUAGUGCUGCUCGUUGAGCUUCCUGCUGACUCCUUGCUUGGGGACAGGGUGGGAUCAGGGACGUGGUAGCAUGACCUAAUUAUGCACUUUCAGCCAAUGCUCUGACCUUCUGCGUUUGUUUCUAUCACACAAGUGUUCUGUGGUUUCGUUUCCUAUGUUUAUUUUUUAAUGAAAGUAUAAAGAAUAAAAUAUUUCCUGAGCCAGUA
Messenger RNA from Passer montanus (Eurasian tree sparrow), 3442 nucleotides. RefSeq names its product kelch like family member 12 (gene KLHL12). Gene Ontology annotation, molecular function: protein binding. The transcript has 13 exons. The coding region runs from base 16 to 1992 and encodes 658 amino acids. The record is from RefSeq and is a predicted model, not a curated record. Lineage: Eukaryota; Metazoa; Chordata; Aves; Passeriformes; Passeridae.